CCACCCCCAUCGCCCAUCAAAACCUACGCAGCUGUCUCUCCUCUCCUCUCCUCUCCCACUACGCUAAGUACGGUUCGCUGCUCCGAACGCAUUCGAGUCCGUCUCUCCGCCUCUGCAAGCCACCGAAAGCCCGACCCUUUUCGCCAUCGUCGAUGGCUUUGCCGAAUCAGCAGACCGUUGAUUACCCGAGCUUCAAGCUCGUCAUUGUCGGCGAUGGAGGCACAGGUAAAACGACUUUCGUGAAGAGACAUCUUACUGGGGAGUUUGAAAAGAAAUACGAGCCAACUAUUGGUGUCGAAGUCCAUCCGUUGGAUUUCUUCACAAACUGCGGGAAAAUCCGGUUUUACUGCUGGGAUACUGCAGGGCAGGAGAAAUUUGGUGGUCUAAGAGAUGGAUAUUACAUUCAUGGCCAGUGUGCAAUUAUCAUGUUUGAUGUCACUGCUCGAUUGACAUACAAGAAUGUUCCUACAUGGCAUCGCGAUCUCUGCAGGGUUUGUGAGAAUAUACCUAUUGUUCUCUGUGGGAACAAGGUAGAUGUGAAGAAUAGGCAAGUUAAAGCAAAGCAGGUUACGUUCCAUCGGAAGAAGAAUUUGCAGUACUAUGAAAUUUCUGCAAAGAGCAACUACAACUUUGAGAAACCCUUCCUCUACCUUGCCAGAAAACUUGCUGGGGAUCCAAACCUCCACUUUGUUGAGUCUCCUGCCCUUGCUCCUCCGGAAGUGCACAUUGACUUGGCCGCACAGCAACAGCAUGAGGCAGAACUUGCUCAAGCAGCUAUUCAGCCACUUCCUGAUGAUGAUGAUGACGCCUUUGAGUAGAGGGUUGAUGAACUGAAGGGUGUUUCAAGUUUUUGGUAGUGCGAUUUAUGCAUCCUUGUGCUGUCUUGAAUUGAUCGGAUGAACAGAAGAAUAUGGUCAUAUCUCAGGACCAUGGAAUUCUGGUAGCUGGAUACUCCUUUUAUCUCGCUUCAUCCCCCUCCCUUUCCUCCUGUUCUUUUCCUUCACUUGCUGCUUUUCAAGUAUGGUCUUGUUAAUGAGAGUCCUAUAAUACCAUUAGGAAGUCCUCUGCUUCUGGGAUAUUGUAUGGGUGUUUGGUGAUACUUCUUUAUUAAAUCUUAAAUAGCAUUAUUUUCUCCUUCUAGUA
Molecule: messenger RNA, 1143 nt
Organism: Syzygium oleosum
Lineage: Eukaryota; Viridiplantae; Streptophyta; Magnoliopsida; Myrtales; Myrtaceae
Product: GTP-binding nuclear protein Ran1A-like
Exons: 8
Coding region: 153-818 (221 amino acids)
Biological process (GO): protein import into nucleus; ribosomal subunit export from nucleus
Cellular component (GO): nucleus; cytoplasm
Molecular function (GO): GTP binding; GTPase activity
Source: RefSeq, a predicted model, not a curated record